AUGGCCGACAUGACGAAACCCGCUAAGAAGGCUUCGCCGGUCAAGAACGGCUACCUGAUCCUCUACAAUGCCAUCUCGGCCACGCUCUGGCUGACGGUGCUGGGCCGGGUCAUCGGCGCCAACGCCAUGCGCGGCCACCAGUACGCCUACCCGGCCGCGGGCGAGUUCUGCAAGUGGACGCAGACGCUGGCGGGCAUGGAGGUGCUUCACUCUCUACUCGGCAUCGUGCGCGCCCCCCUCUUCACGACCUUCAUGCAAGUCUUCAGCCGGUACGCGAUCGUAUGGGGCAUAACGGACCAGUUCCCGUCCCUAACCACGAGCCCGGCCUACAGCAGCAUGCUGGUGGCGUGGGCCACGACCGAGGUGAUCCGGUACUCGUACUUCGCGCUGACGCUGUCCGGGUGGCAGCCCAAGGCGCUGCACUGGCUGCGCUACCACGCCUUCUUCGUGCUGUACCCGCUCGGCAUCAGCAGCGAGGCCUGGCUGAUCUGGCGCGCCGUCGGGCCCGCGAGGGACGCCGGCAUGGAGCUGUACUCGUGGGUGCUUCUGGGCUAUGUGGUGCUGGUCUAUCCGCCUUCCGCUUACAUCCUGUACACGCACAUGAUGACCCAGCGACGAAAGGUUAUGAAGGUUUUGAAGGCCCAGAACGAAAAGGCUACGCAAUAG
Anthostomella pinea is the source of this 666-nucleotide messenger RNA. The record is from the annotation of a GenBank genome assembly. Lineage: Eukaryota; Fungi; Ascomycota; Sordariomycetes; Xylariales; Xylariaceae.